Salvia miltiorrhiza (redroot sage) is the source of this 1937-nucleotide messenger RNA. Its product is annotated as sister chromatid cohesion protein PDS5 homolog C-like. The record is from RefSeq and is a predicted model, not a curated record. Gene Ontology annotation, biological process: DNA repair; mitotic sister chromatid cohesion. Lineage: Eukaryota; Viridiplantae; Streptophyta; Magnoliopsida; Lamiales; Lamiaceae. Bases 136 to 1653 code for a protein of 505 amino acids. Gene Ontology annotation, cellular component: nucleus; chromatin. The transcript has 20 exons.
CUAUUGUUUCUGAAGUACUUGAAAGAUGAUAUCGUGAGCCACUCUGAAAAAGGGCAAGGGUCUCGGACAAAAGUAUACUCUGUGAAGAAAGGCAAGAGAAAGACUACUGCUUCUGAAGACCUAAAAGAAGAUAUCAUGAGCCGUUCUGAAAAAGAGCAAGGGUCUGGGAUGAAGGCUGUGAAGAAAGGCAGGAAAAAGGCUAUUGUUUCUGACGACAUAAAAGAAGAUAUUAUGAGCAACUUUGAAGAAGGGCAAGGGUCUUUAACCAAGGUAUCUUCUGUGAACAAAGGCAGGAGAAACACUAUCGUUUCUGAAGACCAAAAAGAAGAUAUCAUUAGCUGCUCUGAAGAAGAAGAAGAAGAAGGGCAAGGGUCUUUGAUAAAGGUAUCUUCUGUGAAGAAAGGAAGGAGAAAGACUAUUGUUUCUAAAGACUCAAAAGCAGAUACCCUGAGCAGCUCUGAAGAAGAAGGGCAAGGGUCUUUACCAAAGGUAUCUUCUGUGAAGAAAGGCAGCAGGAGAAAGACUAUUAUUUCUGAUGACUUAAGAGAAGAUAUUGUGGGCCACUCUAAAGAAGGGCAAGGGUCUGGGAUAAAGGUAUACUCUGUGAAGAAAGGCAAGAGAAAGACUAUUGUUUCUGAAGACCUAAAAGAAGAUAUCAUGAACAACUGUGAAGAAGGGCAAGGGUCUAUGAAGAAGAGCACCUCUGAAGAAGAAGGUCAAGAAUCUUUGACGAAGGUAUCUUCUGUGAAGAAAGGAAGGAGAAAGACUAUUGUUUCUAAAGACUCAAAACAAGAUACCGUGAGCCGCUCUGGAAAAGGGCAAGGGUCGGGGAAUAAGGUAUCCUCUGUGAUGAAACGCAAGGGAAAGGCUAUUGUUUCGGAAGACCUAAAAGAAGAUAUUAUGAGCAGCUCUGAAGUAUUGAAGAAAGGCAAGGGAAAGACUAUUGUUUGUGAAGACCUAAAAGAAUAUAUCGUGAGCAGCUCUAGAGAAGAAGAGCAAGGGUUUCUGAGGAAGGCAUAUUCUGUGAAAAAAUGCAGGGGAAAGACUAUUGUUUCUGAAGACCUGAAAGAAGAUAUCGUGAGCAGCUCUGAAGAUGAGGGGCAAGGGUCUUUGAAGAAGGUAUCUUUUGUGAAGAAAGGCAAGAAAAAGACUGUUGUUUCUGAAGACUUAAAAGAAGAUAUCAUGAGGCGAACUGAAGACAGGCAAGGGUCAUUGACGAAGGUAUCUUCUGUGAAGAAGGGCAGGAGAAAGACUAUUGUUUCUAACGACCUGAAAGAAGAUAUCAUGCCAUUGGCUUCUCAUAGUAGUCCUAUGUCUUCACAAGCUAUAGCCGGAUCUGUUGAAGUAUCUAAACAAAACGCAGAAGGAAGUAUGCCACGUCCAAGGAAGAGAACUGCAAGCGGAUCUGUUGGUGAAGAGGUGGUCGGAUGCAGGAUUAAGGUUUGGUGGCCUCUUGAUCAGACGUUUUACAAAGGCAAGAUUAUGGCUUUUGACCCCUUAUACCAAACCCACCAGGUUGAUUAUGAUGACGGUGAAAUCGAAAUAUUAGACCUAACUGGAGAAUGCUGGGAGCUGCUACAAGACAGCAAUUUGUCUGCUGAUGAGUCGGAGAUUGGUUCUGGUCCUAGCUCUACUAAAGUGAAAUUGGUGUAAUUGUGUUAUAAAGGUUCAGACUGUGCCAUUUGGGGCGUUUAAUGUGAAGAUUUCCCUUGCAACUAGGUGUGCUUAUGUCGGAUUCUGGCAUUGAUUCUCAAUUAAGUUUGUUGUAUGCAGUUUCAGUAUUUGCCGUUUAGGCGUUGGAUAUUUAAAGUAUCGACCUGUGUUAGCUUUUCAAUUCUCGUACCCAAAUUGACUGACCUUGUGAACUACAGUUCAAAUGUUCUCUAAUUGUUAGCACUUGAAAAUUUUAGUUAUCUUCUACAGUUUUUGUAUUUUAA